Perkinsus marinus ATCC 50983 is the source of this 693-nucleotide messenger RNA. RefSeq lists its product as hypothetical. The coding region runs from base 1 to 693 and encodes 230 amino acids. The transcript is spliced from 3 exons. The record is from RefSeq and is a predicted model, not a curated record. Lineage: Eukaryota; Perkinsozoa; Perkinsida; Perkinsidae.
AUGCUAUCCGUUGCUGGCUCGGGCUGGCUGAUUUUGGCUUUCGUCACUAUCGAGAGGCAAAGAGCAUUGAGAAAGAGUAGAAUGGUCGGGAAGUACAGGAGAGGGGUAGUAGAGGAAGAGGUUGAGGAAGUCUGUAUUCAACUAGUCGAGGGACAGAAAUUGAAAUGUGUAGGGUCAAUGGUGUAUUUGGGUACCUUGCUCACAACGAAAAUGAAACUAACCAGGGAAAUAAACCGGAGAAUUGGAAGGGCGGUUGCUGUGUUCAACGAUCUGAAAAACAUCUGGAAGGCUAGGGGAAUUCUCGCCAUGACCAAAAAACGUAUUUUCAAGAGCUGCGUAAUGAGUGUUCUUCUAUACAAUUGCGAAACCUGGGUGUACGUCAAGAACGAUGCGGAAAGGUUGCAAAGGUGCUGCAACAAAUUGGUUAGCAAUAUCAUAAGGUGGGGUCGGAACACUAACCAGUCGAAUAAUGGUGAUGUUGAUGGUGAGUUCGAUUGGAAAGUGGGUGAGGCUGAAAUCCUGGACUGGUUGGAAGGCUCUACCGUUAAGGAGAUUAUGAAUCAAAGACGUUUACGUUGGUUUGGUCAUGCUCUGCGGCAACCUAGGGAUGCGGUUCAAAGAGAAUGGAUAGAAUCAGAGAUUGAAUCUGAUUCGAAGUCAUUUCGGAUUCCCGCGGAGAACGCUGCACGUUGA